Molecule: messenger RNA, 4328 nt
Organism: Odontomachus brunneus
Lineage: Eukaryota; Metazoa; Arthropoda; Insecta; Hymenoptera; Formicidae
Gene: Atg16
Product: autophagy-related protein 16-1
Exons: 14
Coding region: 73-1875 (600 amino acids)
Biological process (GO): autophagosome assembly
Cellular component (GO): autophagosome membrane
Molecular function (GO): protein binding
Source: RefSeq, a predicted model, not a curated record
GUGAAGUUGAAUAUCGUCCGAAUCUGACUCGUAAAUACUGAAUGGACAAUCGCUUGUUCGUUUAGCCAGGUUAUGGAAGCUCAAGCAACAAAUCUUCAAAUCGCUGAGCUCUACUUUUUCGACCGGCUAAAGGAAAAGUCGGACACACGGUUUAGUCGAGCAAAAAUGACUACACUGGAAGCAGGUGUAUCACUCGUUGCACGGGAAGACAUCAACUGGAGGAAAGAUUUAAUUUCGCAGUUACGUGAAAGGAACAGAUCUCAAACAAACUGUUUUGCAGAUCUUAUUAGCCUACACAAUAGAUUAUUUGAAAAUGCAAACACAUUGCGUGGUGCUAACAUGCAGUUGACAAUAGCAAAUGAAACUCUUCGUCGUGAGGUAGCCAGUGGUAGUAUUGGUUUAGGUGGAAAUCCAGAUCUUGAGGCAAGACUUCUAAAACAAGCAGAAGAACUAGCGAUGCUACAUAAGAGAAAAGGUGAACAUACGCAACAAAUAGUAGAUCUUAAUAACAAACUACAGGAAAUGGCAAAGGAACUUCACGCAAAGGAUAUCAGUCUUGCAGAAAGUCAUGAAGUUAAUACUAACCUACGCAUAGACAUAACCAAAUGCCUUGGCAGAGAGAAGGAAUUGGAAGGUAUUAAUCAGAUGCUCAAGGAUGAACACCAAGCUUUGCAACUUGCUUUUGCAUCUUUAGAGGAGAAGCUCAGGAAAACACAGGAAGAAAAUCGGCAGUUGAUCGAACGAUUAAUAAAAUACAAGGCCAGAGAUGCAGAGAAAAUGAAUGAGGAGAACGAUAACUUUUUGAGUUUUACGAGUCCAACAACCUUUUUGAUGAAUACCCUAUCAAAAUUUGGAAAGAGGCAAGCAAAGAUGCAGAAAGAGUUAGAAGAUGCAGCACGAGAUACGCGACCCGUCAGUCCUGAUCGCUCGAGCUUAAAAGAAGGAAUCGCUGGUCUUCCGACAGCAGUGCCAACGAAUGUAUCCGUAACGUUUAAUGCUCAUGAUGGUGAAGUUUACGCUGUUAAAUGGUCACCUACCGAUAGAAUCUUACUGGCUACUGGUGGUGCUGAUAGAAAAGUGAAGCUUUGGAAUAUCGCCAAAGGGGCAUCUGAGAGCAAGGGCAUUCUAGUCGGCAGCAACGCUGGAGUGAUGUCGGUGGACUUCGACUCGACUGGCACUCUCAUCCUUGGAGCAUCGAACGACUAUGCAAGCCGUGUCUGGACGGUCAGUGAUCUUCGUUUAAAGCACACGCUCACGGGCCACUGCGCAAAGGUGAUGGCGGCGAAGUUUCUUGGCGAGCCAUCAAAAGUAGUUACCGGGAGUUAUGAUCGCACCCUAAAAAUCUGGGACCUGCGCAGCAAAGCAUGCAUAGAGACGAAAUUCGCUGGAUCCAGUUGCAACGACCUCGUAACUUCGGACGGGUCUGGCUCCACGAUAAUCAGCGGUCAUUUUGAUCAAAGGAUCAGGUUUUGGGAUACUCGGGCCGAAUCCAGCUCAAAUGACAUCAUACUGGAGGGGAAAGUUACAUCCUUGGAUUUAUCCCGCGACGCGAACUACCUACUGAGCUGCGUGAGGGACGACACGGUGAAGCUGAUCGAUCUGCGAAUGAAGAAGAUCGUUGGAUCUUUCAGCGCUGAUGGUUUCAAAGUGGGCUUCGAUUGCGCAAGAGCUGCUUUUAGUCCCGACGGGCAAUACAUAGCAGUUGGUUCGGCGGACGGCUCCGUUUUCAUCUGGUCCAUAGCGACAAACCUGAUCGAAACAGUGCUGAAAGGGCAUACGGCAGCGGUGACGGCGGUGUCUUGGCAUCCGCACGGCACUUAUCUGGCGUCCGUGGAUCGUGCCAAGACGGUGACGGUUUGGGGCGAUCACGUUUGACAGGACGAGUGAUCCCGGUGCGGACGAUUGUUGUUUCACGCAUGAAGAAUAUCUCGCGCGCUCGCUCGCGCCGUGCCCCCCGUCGUCCCCUCGCGGCAUCGCGCGAAAAUGAGGCGGACGCGCGCGAUUCAGCGAUCCAGCAAUCCAGCGAGAAAUCACAGCGGCGCAGCGGACUGGCGCCCCGGAGCAGAGCAGCACACAGGAGGAGGAUAUAAUCAAAAUCAUUGGACGGUUUGGCCGGGUUGUAAAGCCUUGUAAGGACGCCGUUUCGAAGCUGUAAAAGCAGCGGAGAUGUGCCGCGCUGAACAAAUCCACCAGCGGUAGGGACUAUUGUACAUAAAACUGCACUUAUUGUUACUCCCGGGUUGUAAAGAUCCCCUUUUUAGAAUAGCACCGUGCGCGCCACGCCGCGCGACCGCCGCGCAUCGUCGUCCUCUAACACCCCACGGAAAAUUUCAGAUAUUACCGUAGUACUACUCGCCCGAGAGAUUCGCUAGGUAUAACGCUCGCGCCCCGCUAAGUACCCAGAGACACAUGUCGUCAAUCGUAUCGUGUAUCACUCGACCGCUUUCUCUCUCUCUUUUCUCUCUCGAGGAACGGAGGUUCACACGCUGUGGUGCGGCAUCGUACAUAUUCGUUACACAAUAAUAUAUAACCGACUCUAUAUAUACAUAUAUACAUGCAUAUGUGUAUGUAUAUAUAAAUAUCUACCCAAAUUAUGUUACUUUAUUUGAUCUUUUCACCGAGAUAUGUCAAUUAUUGAGAUUAUCUACUUCGUAGAGGACAUUGUUCAGUGGAUCCGUGUCCAACGACACGCUAUUCGUACGGGAUCUCGAGUGUCGUGCGAGCGUGUAGACGUCCGUGUAAAUGCGCUGCGUUCCAACGAGAUUGAGUGAGAGAGUCAAGUGUCGCGUCGCGAUCGAGAACAAUUCGCGAGAGGGGAGCGAAUUGGUGACGGUCACGUCGCGCGUACCCGUUUCUAACGCGCUCUGCGAAUUAUCUUAGACUAGACAACGUGUCGGGAGAUUUUUCUCCGCUCUUUUUUUCUUUUUCUAUUAGCGUGCGAAAUCAAUUUCGCCGGAGAAACCUCAUUCUCGAGCUCACGGCCACGUCGCCGUGUGUCAAUUCGACUCGUCAGUCUCUGGAUCCUCCAACAAAAUCGGCGCGUCUCGAAGGCGAGUCCGGCAUGGAUCGGAAUGUAUUCCGGUUAGAUGAACGUUACCCCCACGAUACCAACUAAUCGCAUUGUUACAUCGUUUAUAUGAUCAGAAUAGAAUAUUGUACGCGAUCCAAGUGAUAAGCGCAACGAUCGCUUGGCCAAAACCGUUCACGUGUGCUCGUUAUUUUUAUCGUGAGAUACGUUAUAUCGGAUAUUGAGAAUUCUCUGAAAGAUGCUCGAGUAACCACUCCCCUGAAGACUCCACACGAUAUAAUAAGCCGCAAUUCCCGAAACGUUGGAUUCUCUUAAUUUUGUCUCUCUCUUUUCGCGAAUUUUGCUAUUCGUUUUGUUUGGCAAAUAAAGGCACGACGCGCGAAAGAAUCGAGCAGCUCAACUCUCCUCAACUCAUUGCCCUUGAACAUCAAUUUUGAGCGAUUUCCGACGUUUCGGGUUCAUAAACUUUUUAGCACUUUUUAUAAUUCCUCGUUUUAAUCCCCACAAUACAAAUGUUCUAUCGCGCCUGUCUACGACCAAUAAAACACGCACUCAUCUGAUUUUUAUACUUUGCAUCGCGCAGUUUCAUUCCGCGGCUGAUCUUUUUACUAGAAUUUGCGCAGCUCCUCGGUCGUUCUACCGCAUGUAUUCUAAACUCGUAAUGUCCGCGAAAUUUCGAGCUCAUAUGUUCUGACUCACGUUGCAGGAUAUAAUUGUUUAAUGCGUUUACAUAUAUAUGCCAUAUAAUUCAAUAGCCAGAUACUUACGAUAGUUCGCCUGCGUUUGCAAAUUGUGAGAAAUGUUUGAUUGUUAAACGAGGAAAACUGAUCGUUGGUUUGCGCGGCAAUUAACAGAGAGUGCCGUUUCUCAAUGUUCAAAGGGAUACGAACUCGUUUGCACUCUUGCUCAAUGAGAACGUCGAAUCGCGAAAUUACUUACUCCAAGAUCGCAGUUGGCAUGCACUCUGCGCCUGCUUCUCGACUAACUGAUAUAUAAAUAAAAGUAAUAAUUUAUCGUUUAAUUUCCGCGUGGACUCAAAAUUUGAAUCUCAAAUACGGAAAAGAAGAUCUUACUGCUGCACCUAAUACAGUUUGUUAAGAAUGUUUUGUUGCUGUGCAACUAAAAAUUUGCUGCUGUAACCAAAACCUUUGUUGUUAUUAUAUCGGUUUCAUAGCUAAUAUACAGGGUGUCCCAUUUUAAAAGAUCCACCUUCAUGAUUCUUCAGCCAAGUAUAUUCAGCAAAAAUGUUUCAGACAAAAGUCGAGUUCAGAGGGGGACAUCUGAAGGUGACCUUGACUUU